AUGCCGCUGGCAAGGUGUUCUAUAACGACUAACACAACCAUAUUUGGAAAAGACAACAGCAAUAUCAGCGGUAGCAGAGGUAGAGGAGAUAGUAGUAUUAGCAGUUGCGACGAUUUUGCGCCCCAGGACGAAAGUGAAGGCGAAGAGUUUAAGCGAAACUUAGGAGAAGGCACAGAGAAGGAGAGCUCAACCCAGCCAGCUCCUUCUAAAAACGUUAGGCAAGAAAAUACGGUCGUUAUAAAAGACAGUCAGCCCAUUGUAGAUACAGACGAGGGCGACUCGCACGAAAAUAAUGCAGGUACGCAGAUAGGCAAUAGGCUUAAAGUUUCGAGCAUCACAACCCCUGAUCUUCGCGGCGGGGAGUGUCCUAUAGAAACAGAGAAUGUCAUCGACUCCGAUGCGGUUAGAAAAGAAAAGACUCAAAUGAGUGGGUUCCCGCGUCGCAAAUUUCCAUCGACGCCAACGAGCUCGUCGAAGAUGAAUAUCGAACAGUCAACGCAAGGCAGCCCUCCUACAAUUAAAAAUACGAGUAGUAGUAGUAGCAGCGAUACCGAUGACGAUCACUAUGAUCGCGCGAAGCAGCGAAGGCUACUCCCCUCCGGUGGCAGGCAGUUCUCUAACCGUCCUUUGGCCCUGAAACCUCUUUCAGGACCACCGUGCAGCGGAUACGAUGCCAAAAUCUGCUACAGCAAUGACAGCAGCAAUGACAGCAGUAAACAUCGCUCGCACCAGCAUAAGCGGAAGCGCAUGCAGGACACUGCGAAUGACGAUGACGACGACGACGACGAAGAAUAUGAGGUAGAGAAGAUUCUCAAUGCCCGUGUCCAUCGUAGAAAGCUACAGUACCGUUACAAUGCGUCUAACUUCAAGAAUAGCCCGUACAGACUUAGAGAUUUUCAUGCGGCCAAUCCUUUUCACCCAGGCCCUCCAAGAAGGUUGGAGAUGUGGGUACAGUGCUGGGAGAAGGACAGAGAUGCGGGAAAUCAUCCUGAUGAUAAUAAGCCUGAAGAACUAAACAACUAG
This is a messenger RNA of Bipolaris victoriae FI3, 1023 nucleotides long. RefSeq lists its product as hypothetical. The transcript is spliced from 5 exons. Lineage: Eukaryota; Fungi; Ascomycota; Dothideomycetes; Pleosporales; Pleosporaceae. The coding region runs from base 1 to 1023 and encodes 340 amino acids. The record is from RefSeq and is a predicted model, not a curated record.